AUGGAAACAACACCAAGUGCAGCUGAAAUAAACACAUCCCCCAACUCAUCCACAGAGGAAUCCGAGUUUGGAACUGCAUCAACACCAUUUGAAUUUUUUAUCAAGACUUUGUUGGUCCUCGCCAUCUUUCCCAACCACCUACUGAAUCCACUGAUGCUUUUCACUUUGCGCCGUGUCACCAGCAUCCAGCCAACAACCAAAAUAUUCAUGGCUUCUCUCACCCUGUCUGAUCUGUGCAACAGCUUAUGGUGGAUCCUUAACUUAAUAGCAGUGUUUGCUGGAACUUGGUUCAUGGGUGAAUUUCUGUGUGCAGCAAAUCAGGUGAUGUCAUCGCUCUUUAAUGCACUUAGUAUUGGUGCACUUCUUCUUCUCACUGUGGACCGUUACAUUGCUAUUUCCCGUCCUCUGCGGUACCCAUCAAUAAUGACUGUGCAAAAAUCAAAGAUAAUUGUAUGUAGCACAUGGGCUACAAUCACUGUAUCCUCCAUUCUCAUAGCUGGGAUCGAUCAUAAUACUGUUGCGGUUAUUGGUCAUAACAAGAAAAUUUGUGUACCAAAGACAUAUGACUGGAGAGUAUAUCUAAUUCUUGUAUUGGUGGUGCUUCAGCUACUGACCAUAUUCAUCCUGUAUGCACAUAUCACCCUGAUAGCUCACAAUCAAGCCCGACGCAUUGCUGCUGGAAACCAAGCAGGCAAUGGUCAAGGUGGGCAGAGAAUAAACACCAGAUCAACCACCACCAUCAUCAUCAUAACGGGGACUUUAAUCAUCACCUGGAUUCCUAUACUGAUUACAUUGGCAAAAGCUUCACAAAACCAAUGGGAGCCUUAUGACAGUUUCUUGGCCUAUAUGUUCACACAAGCUCUGGUGUUGUCCAAUGGCUGGAUGAAUGUUGCUAUUUACUACCUGAGGAACAAGGACCUUCGCCAGGCACUGUGUGGCAUGCUUUCUGACUGGCGCAAAAGCCUGUCCCAAAGACUCUGGGGUUAGGUUUAAGCACCUCCUUUAAAACUUCAAUGAGAAAGUAACAGGCUU
This is a messenger RNA of Patiria miniata (bat star), 1032 nucleotides long. Its product is annotated as beta-1 adrenergic receptor-like. The coding region runs from base 1 to 987 and encodes 328 amino acids. The record is from RefSeq and is a predicted model, not a curated record. Gene Ontology annotation, biological process: G protein-coupled receptor signaling pathway. Gene Ontology annotation, molecular function: G protein-coupled receptor activity. The transcript has a single exon. Gene Ontology annotation, cellular component: membrane. NCBI's taxonomy places the organism in Eukaryota, Metazoa, Echinodermata, Asteroidea, Valvatida, Asterinidae.